This is a messenger RNA of Fusarium proliferatum ET1, 345 nucleotides long. RefSeq lists its product as uncharacterized. The record is from RefSeq and is a predicted model, not a curated record. The transcript has a single exon. The coding region runs from base 1 to 345 and encodes 114 amino acids. NCBI's taxonomy places the organism in Eukaryota, Fungi, Ascomycota, Sordariomycetes, Hypocreales, Nectriaceae.
AUGAGUGCUACUGGUCGCGGUGAGAUAUUCUUUUCGGGGAAGCAAGAAGAUUGCAAACCCAAAAUCUUCCUCAGGCACGUGAGAAAAGUCGUCAAGCGUGAGAAUCCAAAUCUGGAGCUCCCAGAAGAGGGGGAACUGGAGAACAUGUUUCUGGUGCAAGCAGUUCACAAGUGCCUGCGAGGAAAGGCGCAGCGGUGGUUUGAGGAAGAACGGCUGGGGGAGAAAUCCUUUGCGGAGAUCUCACUCCAGUUUGAGGAAAAGUUCAGCAAACCAGACACGGCAGUGGACAGCGCGCUCAUUGCAGAGGCUCACCAGACCGCGAGGGCCCCCACUGAGUCACUAUGA